AUGACCCGAAUUCAGCCUGGCCCCAAACCUACUUUAUUCAACUUCGCCCGAGAAGUCAUCGAUCGCUGGAGUCAGCAGAGAGCCGACUCCUCCGCUCUCGUCCUAGUAACGAAGGGAGAGCGCCGCGAUGUCUCGUAUCGUGAGCUUAGUGAGCGCUCCAUCCACGUUGCCACCGCGUUGUACGCGCUAGGAGUCCAACAGGGAGAUACCAUUGUCGUCUCGGCCACACGUUGCCAGGAAUGGUAUGAAAUCCUUUGUGCUACGAUUCGCAGUGGGAUUCUGGUCUGCCCCGUGGCCGGCGCACUCUCUGCUUCCGAUCUCGAGUAUCGCAUUCAGAAAGUCGGCGCCAAAGCCUUCAUCGGCGACCUACCUCAGAUCCAGAAGGUCUUGUCCGUCCGGUCAUAUCUUCCUACACUCCAACAUUUGAUCCAGGUAGGGUCCGAUGAAAAGGUCCCCGAAGCACUUGGGUAUCCAGCCCUGGUUUCCAUGGGCCAAGCGAAUCGCGCAGACAUCACCGUCGAUUCGGAGGGAAGCUCGCCUUGCGUCCUUUAUUUUACUUCAGGGUCAACCGGACAGCCAAAGCUAGUCCAGCAUAGCCAGAUCUCUCUAGCUUUUAGCAGUCGAAUUGCCGGAGAGCACUGGUGUCAACUCCAUCCGCAUAGUCUCUUCUGGAGCCUUUCCGAAGUGGGCUGGGUCAAAGGAUCGUGGGCGGUAUUCGCUGCCUGGAACCACGGCGCUGCGUUGCUCGUGGAUGAAACACCGGGACUAGCCUUUGAUCCCAUCCAAACGCUAAGGAUCUUGCACGAGUAUCCGGUCACCAGCUUCUGUGCCACUCCGACAGCCUACAGGCAGCUCGUCACGUCCGGGAGUCGGCAAUUUGCGGCCACCCACCCGCCUCGAUCUCUCAAAGUCUGCAUUAGUGCUGGAGAGGCAAUUGAGGGGUCUGUUAUUGAGGCCUGGCGACAGGUCACUCGGGGUGCUACCAUACUCAAUGGGUACGGUUUAACCGAGACAGUCUUCCUCUGCACGGAAUCCACCAAUGAUCAACGACCGGGGUCGAUGGGUCGACCUCUACCCGGGGUUCCGCUGGAGGUCUUAGGAGAGACGGCGGAACCAGCCUCCAUUGGAGAGGAAGGUGCUCUUGGGGUGUGCUUGUCUGCUUGCGCAGACUCCAUCUAUGAUGUCUUCAAUGGCUACGUCGACGACCAGGGGGUUGUGACGCGACCCGUGGUUCGUAACGCGAAGGGUAUGGAGUAUUACUUAACUGGAGAUCGGGCGUACCAGGAUGCGGACGGUUAUUUCUGGUUCAAGGCGCGAACGGACGAUAUUAUCAAUUCAUCCGGGUAUCGCAUAGGACCUAGCGAAGUGGAAGCCGUUUUACAGAUGCAUCCCGGGGUUCUCGAAUCGGCGGUCAUCGGCAUUCCAAAUGAAGAGCGGGGCUCGAUCAUCAAGGCGUAUGUAGUGCUGAACAAGGAGUACGAGCAGCAUCCAUUGCGCAAGCUCAAGGUGGAACUCCGGCAGCAUUGCCUCGAUCAUAGCGCACCCUACAAGUGUCCACGGGUUAUCGAGUUCCUCUCAAGGGCCGACUUGCCUCGAACGGUAACGGGGAAGGUACAGCGUCAUGUGCUUCGUGCUCGCGAGCAGGAAAGGUCAACAGCAUAG
Molecule: messenger RNA, 1662 nt
Organism: Aspergillus neoniger CBS 115656
Lineage: Eukaryota; Fungi; Ascomycota; Eurotiomycetes; Eurotiales; Aspergillaceae
Product: acyl-CoA synthetase
Exons: 1
Coding region: 1-1662 (553 amino acids)
Biological process (GO): fatty acid biosynthetic process; acyl-CoA metabolic process
Molecular function (GO): fatty acid ligase activity; fatty-acyl-CoA synthase activity
Source: RefSeq, a predicted model, not a curated record